UCGUAACACGACUUUGAAGACAGCGCGCAGUACUUUCAAAAUGAUCAUUAGCUAAUUGACACGAUUAGUUCAUUCAAAUUGUAAAUAAUAUGCCAACGGGCAGAGUGUUAUAGGCAACCCGAACGAUAUUUUAAAUAAUGCGAAACCGAUCUCCGAGGGUUAAAUCGAACGAAUAAUAGUAGUGCGUUAAAUAUUCCUAGUUUUACUGCCGUCUGUUGACUUUAAAUAUCGCAAACAUGUGUGAGUGCAAAUUAAUGUUAUUUUGUGCGGUUGUGUUGUACAAUGUGAUCCUGGUGACUCCUUUUAAUAUCGAUAAAUUCAAUUAUGCUGCUUACAAGAGCGACGGCGGGUCUAUGUUUGGGUUCACCGUUGCGGUGCAUAAGGACGGGGGGAACAGAGGAUGGGUCCUAGUCGGAGCUCCUGAAGCACGAUCUUCGUAUCAUGAUCCGAGAUUCAGAGGAGGGGCCGUCUACAGGUGUCGAACUGACGCUGACGACGUUUGUCAAGAAAUUCCAUUUAGCAGAGAAAGUUACAAUAGAUUCGGAAACAAGGUUCUAGACGACAAAUCUCAACAAUGGUUCGGAGCAACUCUAAGUGCUUCACCUCACACAAACGGAAGAAUAGUGGCUUGUGCUCCAAGGUACGUGUGGUACACGAAGUACUUGAACAGGAAAGACCCAGUUGGUACCUGCUUUGUGGCUGACGGCAAUUUCCAAAAUGCUGAAGAAUAUUCCCCAUGUCGGACAAUGAACUGGGGUUACCAUCGGCAGGGGUUCUGUCAAGCUGGAUUCAGCGCGGCGAUAAGCGGAAGCGGAGACCGUCUGUAUGUUGGAGCACCAGGAAGUUACUUCUGGCAAGGACAAUUGUAUUCCAUAGACGCUCACGCCAGAUUUAAUUUUACCCCUGGAAUUUAUGGAUAUAGGGGAUACGGCGCCAAAGGAUCCGUUUACCAACAGAGUCUGGAGACCAGGGAAGCUGUGUUCUCGACCAGAGAAGGCGACCAUGUAGAUUACGACACCUAUAUGGGUUAUUCCAUGGUCGUUGGCGACUUCCUAGAUGGGGAAGAGUACGAGGGUAUUGCAGUCGGUAUGCCCAAAGGGAACAAUCUAAAAGGCAAGGUUUUGCUGUAUUCCUGGGAUUUAAAGAAUUACAAAAAUUUAACGGCAAGCAAACAGAUAGGCUCUUACUUCGGUUACUCGAUAACGGCAGCGGACGUCAAUGGAGACAAGAGACUGGACAUCAUCGUAGGCGCCCCCAUGCAUACGGAGGCCAAUAACGAUAACAAAUACGACGUUGGGAGGGUCUACGUUUUCCAUCAGAGCAGCGAUCCCGAUAGCUUCGCCAAGUACUCUUUCAUCGACGGCACUACUUCAAAGUCACGGUUUGGCCACGCUGUGUCUUCUUUGGGUGACCUUAACCAAGACGGAUGCGAUGAUUUUGCAGUCGGUGCACCUUACGCUGGUUCCGAUGGGCGCGGAGCUGUUUACAUAUACUACGGCUCUAAGCAAGGCAUACGCAAAAAGUCGGAACAAGUUAUAUACGCCAAAGACAUAGAAACUAACAUUCCCUUACAAACUUUCGGGUUUUCGAUAUCAGGCGGCAUGGACUUGGACGGCAACGACUAUCCCGAUAUGGCGGUGGGCGCUUAUCUUUCCGAUACAGCAUUUUUCUUCAGGUCUCAGCCUGUGGUGAUCGUCGAUGCGUACGUGCAGUACCGAACCGCCAAAAAGCAAAUAGACAUAAAGGAAACGAACUGUCACAUGCCGGACGGUUUGGAAGCGAUAUGUAUCGAUGUCGAUUUCUGUAUGAAAUACACUGGGAAAGGGAUUCCUCAAGAAUUAUAUUUCAAUGUAGAGUACUUUCUGGACGGCAAGAAGCCAAAUACGUCGAGGAUGGGCUUUUUCACGCGCAAAACCCACCAGUUUGUCGACACCCUCCUGUUAUACAAGGACAGACAGAACUGCAAAAUGGAAAAAAUAUACAUAAAAAGCGACAUGAGAGACAAGCUGACGCCGCUAGAAGCCGAAAUGAAAUAUUCCUUAAUAGACGAGUCGAGCUUCUCGGGGAAGAUCAGAGAUCCCGGGUCCCACUUAAGACCUGCUCUAGACUUAAAUUCUCCACCGAGCAGGAAGGACUCUAUUACCGUCCAGAAGAACUGCGGACCGGACAAUAUAUGCAUACCCGACUUGGACGUCAGUAUCGAAUCCAACGUCAAGAAAUACCUAUCGGGUUCAGGAACCAACCUGGAGUUCGACGUAAUCGUUUCGAACUUGGGGGAGGACGCUUUCGAGACUAUGCUCGGGAUGAGGUACUCGAAAGAUAUCAAUUUCAACAAGGUAGUAGUCAAAUCGAACAUGCCGGGAAUCUUAUGCAGUCCUGUGAACGCCACGUUUUUGUCGUGCGACAUUGGCAAUCCUCUUCCGGGGAAAAAAAUUGCAAUGUUUAAAAUAGUCCUGCAACCGCCCACCAAGGAAGACGUUGUGCCACCGAGUUACGAGUUUGACGUGUUCGUGAACAGCACGAAUCCCGAACAGGGCUCAACGAUGGCGAAUAACCAAAAACAUAUCUCCAUCGACAUUUGGAUAGAUGCUUCGCUUGAAAUGAGGGGCGAUUCAUAUCCCCCAACCGUGUACUACAAUCAGUCCUUCGACACUUCCGGUGAGAUAAUCAGAGAGAACGACAUCGGUCCUCAGGUAACCCACGUGUACUACGUAAGGAAUAGCGGACCGGCGACUAUACAAGAGGCGGAAGUGUUUAUAUUAUGGCCGUUACGGACUCUAGGAGGGGAGGACUUGCUGUAUCUACUUGAUGAGCCGCACACUAAAGGGAACGUGAAAUGCGAUCCCGGCAUGGCGAACUACAAAAGUUAUCUCGUGAAUUACCACGUAGACUCCAUAUGGGACAGACUGAGAAUCGACACUUCGAGCGUCGAAGACACGAUAGUCGCGGGAAAACUAGCGGGUUCCGAGACCAUCGAAAAAGGAGCUGGAACUUCCAGCGGCCCCGGGGUAGUCAACAGGAACAACACAGACGAAAAGUUUGAAGGCAAUACGUCUAUAAACUCUUCUUCGGUUACCGAACAUCACAAUGCAAGCAGUAACAUUAACUCGUUCGGUACCGUGAAUGCCAACGGAGAAUUUGUUCAUACGGAAGCAAGAUCGUACACCGUUUGGAGAAACGGAGAACCGCACACGACUUGGCAAAACGUUACUACGAUUAGAGACGCCAACGGAAAGAUUCUGAAAACCUUUACAAAUCCUUCUUCGGUUACCGAAUCACAUAACAAUGCAAGCAGUAACGUUAAUUCAUUCGGUACCAUGAACGCCAACGGAGAAUUUGUUCAUACCGAAGCAAGAUCGUAUACCGUUUGGAGGAACGGAGAACCGCACACGACGUGGGAAAACGUUACUACGAUUAGAGACGCCAAAGGGAAGAUUCUGAAAACCUUGCAUUCGAACGAUAAUACCGGUCAGUCCUCUGGCGGCAGCUUCACCCAAGGAAGUUUCGGUACCACUGGCGAUAGGCAUUCCGUCGAUCGAGGCAGUUCCGGUAUUGCCUGGCAGACGACGAGCCAGGAGGAACAAGCCCGUGCCGAACAACAGAGGAGAAUCCUGGAACAGGAACGGCUGAGCCGAGAACAAAAACGAAGGGAAGAGUACGAAAGGAAGAAGCAAGAAGAAGCCUGGCAAGUGAGACAACUCGAAGAACGAAGGUUGCAGGAAGAGGCGCGAAGAAAGCAACAGAGCGGUUACGGCCAGGGAGGGAUCACGUACAACGAAGAUAAUCAUCGUCAAGCUGCGGGAUGGGAUCGGUCGUCCACCGGUCAGGUCUUUGAGACGGAAGAGGAGAGGAGGAGGUUUUACGAGGAGGAAAGGAGAAGGCAAGAGGCGAGUCGUCGGCAGGGCGGCGUUCAGGAAAGUAAGUACAUUAAGGAGUACGCUUACCAAGUCGGAGGAGGCUCCCGUGAAGGUGGUGCGCACGGCCGAGGCCAAAUCGAACAACAUUUUGUCAACCGUGGAAGGUUAUCGGGAGGAGGCCGACACCACGUCCUUACUGGAUACUACGAUGAAAAUGGCCUAUACCACAACUACUCCGGAAAUCCUCAAGGUGAAGUGGUGUUCAACAGAACGUACACCGUAGAAACGACAGAUACCAUCCCUAUCGACCUAUCGGGAGGACAGAGCGGCCAACACCUAGACUUUGGCGAAACCGCAUUAGGUAGCGGAUUUACCGUCCAGACCCUAGAUCUAGGCAACUCGGCUAGCGAAUCGUCACUGUCGGGUGGAUACGGCGCUGGUUCGGAAACUUCUGGGUCCUCAGGCGGAUUUCGGGAACAACUGUAUGGACAGCAUCAAGGAUCACACCAAAGCGGGUCGUCUUCGUCCUCAGGCGGGAGCUACAGUCAAGACUGGCAGGUGGAAGGCGGUUUCUCGCAGAGGGGCCAAAUACCACCGACUAUCGUUCACAACACUGUGGAAAGAGACAACGUACCGACCGACAGGCCGAACCCUAAAAGCAGGUCUAGGGGUAAAAGGGAAUUGGAUCCCUACGAAGAGAUUCAGGCGCUGGUAAAAUGUAACGCCACCAGGUGUAACUACAUCAGAUGCGUCGUGGGAACUUUAACUAAGGACAAGGAGGUGGCCAUUGCGUUAAGGUCCAGGCUGAACCUCAGAGAAGUGAAUAAUAUAACCUCCAGCCAAGCCAUCCAAAUAUCCUCGAUGAUAGUUGGGAAAAUCAGCAAGCUGAAUAUGCGGAGUCAGGACGGGCAGCUUCUGAAGGAGCACGAAGUUUUCACCGAGGUGCCAGCGAAAGGACCCGAGCUGGUUCCUGAAGUGGCGCCCCUUUGGAUAUACGUGGUAUCCGCCGUUGCCGGCGUAGUUAUGCUGCUUCUUUUGAUAUGGAUUCUUAGUAAGUGUGGUUUCUUCAAGAGAAACAGACCGUCUUCGGCGGCGGAACGUCAACCCCUGAACCGCAACGGAUACCACAGCGGAGACGAGGCGCUCUAAGAAUUUUGAGCGUAUCGCAACCGGUAGCAAGAUAACUGCCUUAACACAAGACUCGAUUUUUUAAAUUUAUUUUUAUUGCGUGCAUGUGUUUAGUAAAUAUUAUUUAAAUUGCCAUAACAGAAGAAAAGUAACAUCUAACACGUCAUUUUAACUGGGAGGUCGAGAGAUUUACUACUUUGCCUGAUAACACUCUGCCACGAGAUUUAUAUUUGUAGAAAGUAACGUGAGACCGCAUCAAGAAGCGACUCAUUUUGUUCAGAGAAAUGCAUUCGUCGCCACCGCAGCUGGAAGAAACGGAUUAAAGCGAGGUUGAUUAGUAAAUUUCAAAUAAUGGUUCCAUUAUAGAUUUUGUAGGUCUCGUUGUAUAUUAUUAUUUAUUUGAAAGGAACGCGUUUACCUUUUUAGUUAUUGUUAAAAAACGUAAGUCUGUACUUAUGGAUGUUUUCAGAUUGUAUAAAGUGAUUUGUAAUAUUUUUGUUGAGAAAUUAUUGUCAUUGUUAUUAAACCGUUAAUUGUAACAAAACUGUGAAUAAAUUAAUU
Molecule: messenger RNA, 5546 nt
Organism: Anoplophora glabripennis (Asian longhorned beetle)
Lineage: Eukaryota; Metazoa; Arthropoda; Insecta; Coleoptera; Cerambycidae
Gene: if
Product: integrin alpha-PS2
Exons: 24
Coding region: 237-5006 (1589 amino acids)
Biological process (GO): cell-matrix adhesion; integrin-mediated signaling pathway; cell-cell adhesion
Cellular component (GO): external side of plasma membrane; integrin complex
Molecular function (GO): integrin binding
Source: RefSeq, a predicted model, not a curated record